Molecule: messenger RNA, 2072 nt
Organism: Suillus subaureus
Lineage: Eukaryota; Fungi; Basidiomycota; Agaricomycetes; Boletales; Suillaceae
Product: cytochrome P450
Exons: 10
Coding region: 361-1947 (528 amino acids)
Molecular function (GO): heme binding; oxidoreductase activity, acting on paired donors, with incorporation or reduction of molecular oxygen; iron ion binding
Source: RefSeq, a predicted model, not a curated record
UUCUAGAGGCGUGGUGAUCGUCAUGGUUGGCUUGAUCAUCUCGCCGGAUUAUCAUUGUUAAGCUGGCUGAUCCUUGUUCCAGAGAAAGCUGAAAUAGUGAGUGUAUUAUCGAGAUUCUGAUGUUGUAGGCUAGCCGUUCCAGUCUAACCUUCUCGAGAGGUACCGCCGUACCGGACCACAACCCACCACGUCGGAGAGCCUGUUUCUCAUCGGAUUCUAAUUUAUAUUAGCGUUUACGGACUCUGGUUCCGUCCUUAGAUAUUCCCAUCAGUAACAGGCUGAGUGCGGGGUACUAUAAGACAUUGGAUACGCACAUUCUACGUCGAUUGGAGUUUUACGCCUAUUUAAUUUCAGCAUUACAUGAUGCUGGAAGCUCUCACUGGCACCGGGAGUCCGAACUAUGCCGCUGGCGUCGUCACAGUCGUAGCGAUACUCGUUGUGUUAUACAAGAAAUUCUCGUUAUCUGGCAGGAAGGGCAUCCCGCUUCCCCCUGGACCCCCCGCCUGUUGGUUCUGGAGCAACGCUUUGCCUGCUGUGAACAUUGCCUAUGCGCUGACCAACUUGGUUCGAGAGUAUGGGCCGGUUGUGUCGUUCCGACAAGGUAGCCAAGUGAUAAUUGUCAUUGGCAGCAUGGAGGCAGCAGCGGAUAUCAUGGAGAAAGAAGGUGGAUCACUGGUAGAUCGACCUCGGUCCAUUGCCGCGGGCGAGAUUCUCUCAAAUGGAAUGAGUCUCACCAUGGCUCGUUCUGGAGAACGCUUCCGGCGCCUCCGAAAAGCAGUACAUUCUCAUUUACAGCCAAAGGCGGUGGAGACAUAUCAAGAUAUGCAACGCGAGAAUGCGAUGAGUUUUAUAUUGGAUAUGCUGAAUGACCCGACGAGCCACCAAAAGCACGCACAGCGGUAUGCAACAUCAGUCGUUCUUCGGGUGACUUAUGGGAAGUCUGCGCCCACUGCCAGCGCCGAUCCCGAACUUGUCCGUAUCCGCAGAGUCGUUGAACAUUUCCAGGUUGCAGUUUGCCCAGGAGCUUAUCUCGUCGAUCGUGUGCCCCUUUUGCGCUACUUGCCUGGUUACGGAAAACAACUCUAUGAGUGGCAUCAUGAGGAACUUGAGUUAUUUAGGCAUCAACUAAGGCGCGUCGAGAGUGAAGUGGUGAGGGGCACUCUGUUUGAUAAACGUACAUCAAUCAUACAUAUCUUGUUGUACCGGGAUCAGGACAACGCUGGCCCUUCUUUAACCAAGGCACUAUUGGAAAACACCGAAGAACACCAACUCUCUACAGAUGAGAUGUCGUAUCUCACCGGAUCACUCUUUGGGGCGGGAUCUGAUACGACCGCUAUUGGAAUUACCGCUACUGUUAUGGCUGCGGCGUGCCACCCACUGGCUCAGGCAAAGGUGCACGAAGAGCUCGAUAUGGUCAUCGGGCCAGACAGAACGCCGAUAUUUAAUGACUCGAGCUCGCUCCCUCAAUUGCACGCGUUCUUGUUGGAGGCUUUGAGAUGGAGACCUAUCGUUCGCAUAGGAUUUCCCCACCGUGCCACCAAGGAUAUUUUGUGGCAAGGAUAUUGCAUCCCCAAGGGUGCAACAGUCUACGGCUGCCAUUGGACUCUUUCUCGCGAUCCUAUCGUCUUCCCAGAUCCUGAAAUAUUCAACCCCCAGCGCUGGCUCGAUUCAGAAGGCCGCCUUAAGAACAAUAAUAUGAAGUUCAUCACUUAUGGCUUUGGUAGACGUGUAUGUCCCGGCCUGCACCUCGCAAACCACUCGUUGUACAUUGCCCUUGCAUUUCUCUUGUGGUCUUUCCGAAUUGUUCAACGACCUGACGCACCGAUCGACACGCACGCUUUCAGUGACGUGGUCACUCCCCAUGCAGCGCCAUUUAAAAUUGAUGUCAUUCCCCGAGUCGAGGUUGCGAAGCUGAGGGCGAUGAUGACGGAUAGGUGUACGGAUUAGAGUGUUUAAAACUGUAGUUGCCUUUGCAACUAACACAUCAUGAUGAGUGCAAAAAAGGGCAAACACGACUACAGGAUUCGCAGUGUGGUUGUUACUGAAAGUCCUGGUGAAUACAGAUGAUUCGG